AUGUAUCUUUUCCACAAACAUAGAACCAUGCCUUAUCCUGAAAUGAGGUUUUCAUGCAUUCCACGAGGACCGCUCCUUCAAUCGCAAAGAUCAGGCAUCGAGUUGUCACGUUGCUAUCGAUACAGAGAAAAUAAGACGCUUCCUAGUUCAGAGAAUUUCGUUUCCGUCUCCGAAAGCAUUAAGUUCUCUACAAGUGAAGAAGACUACUUUGCAGGAGUUCGUCUUUUUGCCCAAAAAGAAGACAGGAAAGACUUCUCAGUGCAGGUCAGAAUAUCAAGGAAUCAUAAAAUGAAAGAGGAAGUAUGUAGUGUGCGUGGAACGUUAGUAGUUAUAUAG
This is a messenger RNA of Porites lobata, 336 nucleotides long. The record is from the annotation of a GenBank genome assembly. Lineage: Eukaryota; Metazoa; Cnidaria; Anthozoa; Scleractinia; Poritidae.